AUGGCAAACCAUAAGCGCAGUCUAUCGACAAAACUUGGCUUAUUACUAGGCUUUUUGGGAAUGACCGGACUUGUUUUGACAAUACUAUCGUUACUGCCACUAAAUGUUUACAGCAUAUAUUCAAGCAUAAAUGCCUUAAUAGACCUAGUCAAGUUUGAACAUGACAGAACAGAGAAAUGGAGCUUUUCAACUUUCUCGGUUAAUGCUAAGCUAUACUCUAUUUUCUUAGUUGGAGUUAUACUCUCUGCCACUCUAGUCAUUCUAUUCACACUCAUUGCUUGCGUUUCUCGAAAAAGAUCAAACUAUAAUUAUAACCAGGAACAGAUCUCAAUUGAAGCAAAUAACUAUAAACAAUACCAACAGCAAUAUAAACAUAAUGGCAGCUCUUGGUUCAUCCGUAUAUCAGGCUUUACAAUAAUAUUACAGCUUUCAUUUGGCCUAUUUGGCACACACUUGAAAUAUGUUGUGAAAAGCGAUACCAGCGUUAUACCUUUACAAGUUCAAUACAAUACAUUCAUAUGUUUAGCGAUAAUAUGGAUAAAUUACCUUUCACUGACAAUAUUUCUAUUUGUUUUAUUUUUGGCCUCCUGCUUUAUCUUGAUGGGCGCAAAGAAGGAGCAACAAGAGCAACAACAGCAUCAACAACAACAACAGAACCUAGAAAGGCAGCCUUUGUUGCUCUAA
Molecule: messenger RNA, 684 nt
Organism: Rhizopus microsporus ATCC 52813
Lineage: Eukaryota; Fungi; Mucoromycota; Mucoromycetes; Mucorales; Rhizopodaceae
Exons: 2
Coding region: 1-684 (227 amino acids)
Source: RefSeq, a predicted model, not a curated record